Glossina fuscipes is the source of this 1135-nucleotide messenger RNA. RefSeq names its product serine/threonine-protein kinase CLA4 (gene CDK2AP1). The transcript has a single exon. The record is from RefSeq and is a predicted model, not a curated record. Lineage: Eukaryota; Metazoa; Arthropoda; Insecta; Diptera; Glossinidae. The coding region runs from base 203 to 1000 and encodes 265 amino acids. Gene Ontology annotation, cellular component: nucleus; cytoplasm.
AUUUGUAGGCAUUUAUUUUCUUUCUCGUCAUGGUUUAUUUUCUCUCUCUUUUUAAGAAAAGAAAUUUGCGUUAGUUCUGUUCUUUUGUCAAAAGGAAAACUGAAGAGCUCUUAUAAAUCAUUAAAGAUUAGUUAGAAAUUAUUUAAAUCAUCUUUAAAACUCAUUUGUUUUGAAAUUAUUUACAAUUCUCACUUUAUAAAAUAUGGAUAUAAUGGAUAUACAAGCGGUAGAAUCUAAGUUAAGUGACGUCACUGUGACCCCAAUACCACGGUCACAGGUGCAGAAUUUUUACAAUUAUCAGCAACAACGCGAACAACGUGAGCAACAACCUCAAAUCCAAAUAUCCGCAAUCCAUCAUACCCCACGAGAACGUCAUCAGACGGGUCAUCAUAGCAAUACAAAUGAACGUGACGCGGGCGGACGAGAUUUGUAUAAUCUCACCAAACGGGAACGUGAUUAUCAUCAUCAAUUGAAUAAUGUAGUUGCGAAUAGUAACACUAGUGCUGCCGUAGCGGUAGCAGCUUUACAAUAUACACAAAAAUUACAAGCUCAAUUGGCUUUAUUGCAACAGCAAGCUAAUAAUAGCGUUGGGACAACCCCCUCGAUUACCCUAACGCCGGCUAGUUCAAUGAGAUCAAAUAAUAGCAUCAGCAAUAGCAAUAGUAAUCAAAAUAGUUCAAAUCAAAUUGGUCAACAUCCUCUGCAACUUAAGUACCCUCAGUCCUCAUCACCUGUGAUUAUAACCACGCAAACCUCAGCAAAUAUAACUACACCGAUGACCUCAACGGCUAAUUUACCUACAGUGGGAGCUACAGGCGUUAAUAAUGGUCUUAGCAAGUAUGCUCAACUGUUGGCCGUUAUCGAGGAAAUGGGUCGUGAUAUACGUCCUACUUAUACAGGUUCACGUACUUCUACCGAACGCCUAAAACGUGGCAUUGUUCACGCCCGUAUACUGGUACGUGAAUGCCUUAUGGAAACUGAACGAUCAGCGCGCCAAUGAAAUUUAGCCAAUAGCGAAGUCAUGCUCACGCCGAUCAUCAACAUAAUCAAAGAGUUAUUGGAUAUACCCAAAAAAUUAAUAUAGUCGAAAUGUUUUUUUUUCCUCCCUCCCCCCCCUUUACAUUAUAAAUAUAAU